AUGAGUGCUUCCCGCAGGGAACAUAAUGUGUUUUCGACGCCUGUUAAAAAAGUGUCUGGGGACCAGUUAAAGAGUGUACGAGAGAGGAUAGGACGUGAAUCACCAUACUUGUACCGCAAUAAGCAGCUCCCAGAGCAUGAAGGGAACAACAGUAUUACUCAUAGCCCAGCAAAAGUCGAUGUGGGAUCGAAUACUCCUGUGAUAGACCGGCACAUGCCGAAAGUGAAUAACGAGCUUCUACACAACGCAGUGUCCGGCGAGGCCCCAACUGGCGGGGUUACAUACGAAAAUCCAGUUCUUGCUCAAUAUUCUCGCCGUAUAGUCAAUAAAGAGCUGGAGACGCGAAGAAUCAUCUCGAACUUUUUGGCCCUCCUGCUGUGGAACUUGGGGGUCAAGUUUUUGUCCCUCUUUCUAUACCAUACCACACAUGGAGCAAAUCUUCAACAAAAACUGGGCAAGUGGGUACAGGAGUCGGUCAUUUUCCGCUUCCAUCCGCAUGCAGACCUAGAAGCCUCAUGGGCUCGCAAUGCAACGCUUGCGAAUAUUUCCCACGUCUGCCAUUUACUCAUCUUCUACAACGUUACGGUCUCAAUUUGGCGGCUGCUUGUCAAGUCGCAGAAUGUCAAGGUUGACGAUCUGCAUCUCAAUCACCGCCAGAGACAACUUUUAGGCGUCAGUGACACGCCUGUUACCAAGGAGUUACUGCCACAUGUAAGGCUGGCAUCUGGCGGACCCACGCUUGAAACAAAGUCAACAGCAGUCCCUAAAAUAGAUUCUCGGGAAAUCAAUGGUUUGUCGGCAUCAUCAGCAUUUCUAUUCAAGUCCCUACAAACACCACAGAAAGCGCGCGAGCAGCAAGUCACUGCACCUAUGGAUGUGAGAAGUGAUUUCGUCAAAAAAGUGAAUGCCUUUGGAGAUCUUAGAACAUCUUUUCUUAAAAAGAAGAGCUUGACGCCAACCCACAACACAUCAAUUACUCCAUUAACUCCAGUAAGUCGUAAUGGAUAUAUACCCAGCAGCAAGUAUACAUACAUGCAUGACACUCCAAGCCCCAGAAAGAGAAUUUGA
Lachancea dasiensis is the source of this 1068-nucleotide messenger RNA. The record is from the annotation of a GenBank genome assembly. Lineage: Eukaryota; Fungi; Ascomycota; Saccharomycetes; Saccharomycetales; Saccharomycetaceae.